Molecule: messenger RNA, 1934 nt
Organism: Oreochromis niloticus (Nile tilapia)
Lineage: Eukaryota; Metazoa; Chordata; Actinopteri; Cichliformes; Cichlidae
Product: protein ZBED8-like
Exons: 2
Coding region: 14-1912 (632 amino acids)
Source: RefSeq, a predicted model, not a curated record
GCUGCAGACGAUCAUGCUACACUGCUUGGCCAAUCAGGGCUGCGGGGAAUGUAGCGCGCGCAGUAGUCAACAUGUGAAUGUCGUGGUAGUACUAAGUGUGAUUUUUUUUUUUAACAUUUUAAUCCAUACUAUGUCGGGCAAAAGAAGAAAGUGGUCGGACGAAUAUGUACAAUAUGGAUUCACAUGUAUCACGGAACGUGAUGGGAGUGAGCGUCCUAUCUGCAUGAUUUGCAAUGCCAAGUUGAGCAACUCUAGUCUCGCACCAGCAAAACUAAAGGAACACUUCUUGAAGCUGCAUGGAGACGGGGAAUACAAGAACACAACACUUGCUGAAUUCAAGGUGAAGAGAGCCAGAUUCGAUGAAAGGCCCACUCUGCCUGCUCUUGGAUUUGUACCCGUUAGCAAACCGAUCCUCACAGCAUCAUACGAAGUUGCUUACCUGAUCGCAAAGCAGGGCAAGCCACACACCACUGGUGAAACACUCAUGAAACCAGCUGCGUUAAAGAUGGGAAAUCUGAUACUCGGAACAGCGGCCGAAGGUAAAUUAUCCCAAAUUCCUCUUUCAAAUGACACCGUCAGCGACAGAAUAGAAGACAUGAGUAAAGACAUCUUGGCUCAAGUAGUCGCCGAUCUGAUUUCAAGCCCGGCAAAAUUCAGCCUUCAGCUCGAUGAGAGCACAGACGUUGCUAAUCUAAGUCAGCUUACUGUUUUUGUGCGCUAUGUGAAAGACGACAUGAUAAAAGAAGAUUUUUUAUUUUGUAAGCCUCUUACAACAACAACUAAGGCAGCCGAUGUGAAGAAGCUUGUGGAUGACUUCUUCAGAGACAACAAUCUUUCAUGGGACAUGGUUUCUGCAGUUUGUACGGACGGAGCUCCAGUCAUGCUGGGAAGAAACUCUGGUUUUGGUGCGCUAGUAAAAGCCGAUGCACCACACAUCAUUGUGACUCAUUGUAUUUUGCACAGGCAUGCAUUGGCAACAAAAACCUUGCCUCCAAAAAUGGCAGAAGUAUUAAAAACUGUGGUGGAAUGUGUGAACUAUGUGCGAAAUAGUGCUAUGAGGCACCGCAUCUUCAGUGAGCUGUGUAAAGAAGUGGGCUCUGAAUUCGAGGUACUUCUGUACCAUUCUAAUGUUCGGUGGUUAUCCCGGGGACAGGUGCUGAAUCGUGUUUUUGCCAUGCGUGUGGAAUUAGCCCUGUUUUUGCAAGAGCACCAACACUGUCAUGCAGAUUGCUUCAAAGAUCCUGAGUUCAUUCUCAUUUUAGCGUACAUGGCUGAUAUAUUCGCAGCUCUCAAUCAUCUCAAUCAGCAGAUGCAGGGUGGUGGAGUCAAUAUCAUAGAAGCGGAAGAACACCUGAAGGCUUUUCAAAAAAAGCUAACGUUAUGGAAACGGCGAACAGAGAACAACAACUUCGCAAACUUCCCCCUUCUGGACAACUGUGUAAGUAAGAUCGAAGAUGUGUCUGGAAUCGGAGAUAUUUCUGUAUCCACGGAACUGAAGCAAACAAUUGCAACGCACUUAGAUGAGCUUGCAAAGUCUCUCGACAGAUAUUUCCCUAAGAGAGUCAUAUCCAGCAUGGGUGAGGCAGCGUUUGCUGUUGAGACAGCAGAUGUCAAUGAUGAAUACCUUGACGAAAUCAUUGAAAUUCAGCAGAGCCAGGUUCAACAGCAACUCUUCAGAACAACAACGCUCUCAACGUUUUGGUAUCCAAUUAUUGCUAAGAAAGCCCUGGAUUUUUUAAUACCAUUUGUUACAACAUAUCUUUGCGAGCAAUCCUUUUCGACGAUGCUGGACAUAAAAACAAAGAAAAGGAACAGACUUUUCUGUGAAAAUGACAUGAGAGUGGCACUUGCCAAGGUGAAGCCACGCAUAUCUGAACUGGUCUCUCAAAGGCAACAGCAGAAGUCACACUGAUUUGCAGAGGGGUUCGGUGAAC